AUGCGUCAAGCGCAGUCCAUAAGUAAAUACAUUAGUUGUUUUGUUGUUACUAUUGUUUUGGAUUCUAGUCUCCUACUGGACUUUGUUUACAGCGAUAAUCUCGUAUAACCACAUCAGUGAAUUUCACACAUACUAUAUGGCCAUAUGCGGUAAUUAUUCACCGAGCUACGGCGUCCUGUGGUAAGCUUGCCCGCCCUCAUGUAGUUCAAGUGAAGGAUAAGCGUGACGGCAUGCAGUUCAAGUGAACGGAGGUAAGAAAUUUCAGUUGCUUUUAGUGUCUUUAAUUAUAUUGUAUUUUAUCUUAAUUUUUGCUGAAGAAAGGUUUGAGGAAACGGAAACUUUGACGGCACAGAUUAGAAAAGUAUGAAAUUAGCCUUCUCGUCGAUAAAUAUUAGUCGACAAGCUUCGACAGUUCAGGGCUCGCAUCAAAAAGUCCCUCUCGGUAGUUAGUCACUUCAGUUUAUUAUUUCUUUCUGCUUAUAUAUAUCUUUAAAAAUGUGCACCGUUUUUUAAGUCCGGCCUCAUGAAGAUGAUUUUCUUUUGUAUGAAUGUAAAAAUUCUGUCUUAGUAUGGCUUGAGGACAAGCGAACAGCAAAUUCAACCGCUCGAAAUGAACGAAAAGAAAAGAAAACGUCUGUGUAGAGGCUACAAAUUAUAAGCUGCUACUGAUAUUGUCAUGUCAUGCAUCAAAAUAUCGAAAAACAGCGAGAGAUUUACGGGACUAAAAGAAGAAAAGAUCCAAACCUUGAAGAACAACGAAACUUUGAAAAACAACUUAUAAAUAACGGACUCCAUGCGGGAGAAUCUGUAGAAACGUGAAACUACAUCAAGUGGAUAGGAGUGCACGAAUCGGUCAAAUCGGUCAAGACUAAAAGAUUCAAACUGGUCCUAAACUAAGCUUUUGAUUACCAAGCGACUUUCAUUCGCAAUUGCAGACUUUUUCAACUGCAUUCUGAAAUAUUAGAAUAACAAGAGUGUUCGUCGACCGAAAUCUACCUGCAUAAUAUUAAAGCAUCGAUACAUGAUUAACGUAACCAAUAUUGUUUCAAUCAAUGAAAACUUUUAUAUCAAUAAACAGAUAAUACUACAGAAGCACUGCCCGCAGCUAGCAAAAAUAUUCAAGGCAGGACAGUGGAUGCGAAAUACGAAGGCUAACUAAGGAAAGUUUACACUUGAGAUUCCAACCGGGAGUCUCCCGAUGGAUUCACCGGCGAAAAAUGUAGGCGCAUGCUGUGCAAAAAAUGACACGUGAUCGAUUUCGCGUAAUGUCAUUGGCUCCGAGGCAAAAAUGCGAGCGAAAUGUUGUUGAGAUGAAAGAAGCGAUGAAUUCGAGAUCGUGCGGGAUACUUAAAAUCGUUUGCCCAGAGAUUUGUUUCGAUUUUCUAACAGAUUGGAGCCUAGUUAGGCCUUAGAAAGUCAAUUUGCGAAAUUCUAAGUGAUAGCACAUUGUAAAAAUUUGCAUUAUUUUAACCCUCUAAUUUUGAACGGUAGAAAUUGUCAAUAGGGCCUAUUAUUAACAAUACCUUUUGGCCACAAAAUUAUUACAGCUUUCACAAAUUAAUCGUCUUAUAAGAAAGAAAGGGUCAUAAAAACUAUUCGUGUUUUUCAAAGGCUGCCAAAUCGUUGUGGUUUGACGCACAAGUCAAUGGAAUUUCGUUUUCUCGAAUUUUUACAAAAGAACACGUUAUUUGGGAACACUAACUACAGCAUGUUUCAUUACUCAUUAAGGGUUAUCGAUGAGCCAAAAAUGAGCGAAAUCAAAUUUUGAACUUGUGCCGACCGUGGGUCGAUAUUUACGGAAAGCCGCUCUUCAAGUUUUACGAAAGUAAGAAAUUUUUUGACUUCCCUCUCCAUCGCAUUUUCGAAUCUGAAAGUUUCAAGUUUCCUUUGUCUACGAAAACAGGAAAUUUAUUAGAUAAACUUCUAGAAUUGUACACGAAUAGAAUUUUAGUCUUCCUCAAGCUAUAGAAAAUUUUGGGCCAUUUUUGCCUCUCCGAAGAGAUAUUUCACAAAAAAAAGUCGUUGGGUGCCUCUGUCUCUUCUGCGUGCGCCACACUCGGGUUCCCUGAGGAGUAGGACAAAGCGGCCUUGGCCGGGAUGGAACUAUUUUAUUUGAUGGCACAUUCUUUUUUGUUAAUUUGUACUUCCAUGUUAAUUGAAAACAACAACGUUCAAAGCCGAUAUUGCGUCUAUUUUGUCACCACACAGCAGGUGUAUUCCGAGAAAAAAAAACAAGAAGUCCAAAGACUACUGCAAAGCUUAUCAUAACAACGUGUAUUACUUUUUCAUAACAAUAUUUCCGGUUGGCCAUACCAUACUAUUUUAGCUGAUUAGAUCUCUUUUCUAGAGAUCCAACGUUCAUAACCAGCAGGAUCUUCGUCCAGGGUUUUUGUAGUUCAUUUGUAUUCCCAGCAGUAUGCAGGUCUAGUGUCAGAUGAGAAUCUGAGUUGGCAAUCAAUUUGAGUUUCUCUAUGUCCUUCACGACUCAUACAAUCACAAUUAAGGUGGCUCGAAACAGUUUUUUUGGGUCAAUACCUCCCAAGUUUGAACAUAAACUACGUCGCCAUAAGCAAAGAUUUGGAAAAAUUGCCACCACAGUUAUAUUAGAUAAAGAUGAAAAUUUGUUAUAAUCAGGGUUGCAAUGACAUCGGAGUUGUCAUAGCAACGACGAAAUGACGCUAUUACCUAUUUUACUUGCAGAAGUAUUUAUCGCCACUGGAAUUGUUCUCUCAAAAUCGUUCACGGGAGCUUUUUCCUCCAAUAGCGGUCUCGAUGUUUGUGAAGUUUAAGCGAAAUCGGUAAGAGCGUUAUCGAGAUAUUUUGGGAUGAAGUUUUUAUGGCUAGAAACACAAUAGAAAAUGGACAAUCUUGAUAUUUGGCCGUUAUCUGUAGAAAACGAAGCGCUUUUGACAUGCAAUUUCACCUCAUAGUAGUUUCGAUCUUUUUAAAAACGUGUGUGAAAGAUCAUGGAGAUAGCUCCAGCCGAUUGCUAGAAAGAGGGGUUUGAUUAGUAUGAAAAACUGUAAUGCUUCUGCAGUGCUUCUGGCUCGCGUAAAACGCCACCCUUUUCUAUUUUUGUUUGUAUUACGUAAUAGUUCGACUCACGUGAAGUAUGGUAUGAUCACGCAAUCAUGCCGAAGCACAAAGAUCUAAUUUGUCCUUAUACCUUAAAUAUCAUUUUACAGGUGCCGGAAGGCAUGAACAAGAUCAGAAAUCAACUGUACUCAGGGCUCCAACUAAUACGCUAAUUACUGAGAUCUUUACGAUCUUACUUAAUGCUGCACCAGGCCCGUCAACCAAGGAAUAUUCCAAUAAUCAGGUGGGUUUCUGAUUCGGGUUGGUUAAGUUAGUUGAUCAAUAAUUCGAGAAAUAUACACGGCAAUUUUCCGGCACUCUUUCACUGGAGGCCUGCUUAGAGGUAUCUCCUACUUUGCUUUAUGUUUUUAUGCUAAAUCGAUUUCGAUAGCCUAGGUUCCCAUCUUGACGCAAUAUGGGCUUGUCUCUCGUUAGUUGUGGGUUCCUUUUCUCGGCCAUGCAUUAAUUAUUGCAAAUUUUACAGCGAGGAAUAUCCAUUGCCCGCAGUUAGAGGAUUAGCUACAUAUAUACAAAUAGCUCACAAGUAAGACUAGAGACAAAGAGUUAGUAAAGUUAUUUUUCGACAUUUGACGCAUUUCACACGGUAAACUAUUGCAGAUUUUUACACCAUAUCUUGAAAAAAACUUAGUCUGUUUGUCUAACCUUGAGUGUUAAACGUAAUAGUCACCCGUAGUUACUAAAACAUGUAACGACCUAAAACCACCUAAAACCAUCUACAACCAUCUAAAACUACCUACAACCACCUCAAAAAAUUCAACAACCACCUACAACCAUCUACAACCACCUCAAAAACAUCUACAACCACUCGCAAACAAUCUAAAACCAUCUAAAACAAGGUAUAAAUGUCUGAAAUAAGGCGAGACGACAACAUGUCACGAACAUGAAAUACGAGAAUCGAACAAAACAUCCACUUCCCCCUAAAAUCUUACUCUCCCUGGUCCCUUGUAUCAUCAACCAUUGGCUUAAGUCACGAAAUGAAAUGCGAGAUCAUGCUAAGUAUAUUAAAAGACUUAAAGAACUUUACAAAAUGAACUGUCAAGUCACAAAAAAUAAUAAAAUAAAAUAACAAACUCGUAGUCGAAAGACGUGAGACGUUUUGGUUCACGUUUCAUUUGUUUACGCAAUGGCACAAGGUAGGGUUUCUCUCUCACUCUCGGAGUCUGCUUCACUGCUGUUUUGUUCUGAGGUGGCGGAUUACAUUCCUAAGAACAAGUUCAUUUUUUUAGCAUCUCAUUCGCCAAACAUGUUUGUACAUUCCAGGUGACUCCUUUAGAUGAGCCCUAGUGUCUUUCACACCCGAUUCCUGUGUCAUCACGCAAGGCUAAACUCCAUUGCGUCACGACACAGGAAACGGAGACUAGUAGGUGUAAUCAUUGUUGAAGAUGUUAUUUAAAAAAAUCUAUAAUGCAAUGGAUUCAGAAGAAAACAAGUUAAGAAGAGCCGAAAUUAAUAAAAAUGGGUUGAAAAAUUUUAAUAGUGAAUGAUUGUAUUUAAAGUAAUUUACCUGGAUUUUUAUAUACCUUUAUUAUGUUUUGGAACCCAACUUUCACCCGGCCCUCUUCUUGGGGGUGAUGGGAUAUGCGCGCUUCUUAUUUUCGCUUUGCUUGUUGUAAAUACGUCCCCACUAUACUAUCUGAGAGCCUGGCACAGGCUAGAGUAGCUGGAACUUUACGACCUAAAACGGAACGAAAAAUUUGGAUCACAUAUUCGGGUCUUCCCUCCCCACCAAGGGAUGUUACUGGUAAGAACGUUUUGAUUCAUUUUGCUGAAAAGAAUUAUCAAAUAUCAUUAUAUUAUGUUUUCUAACUCUUGCAACUGUAAACGGGUUAAUAGCUGUAUAAAAUCAGGCUCUACAAGUGAGACACGUUCACACUAGACUAAAGGAUCCUGCGGGACUACAUACAUUUGUGUGAAACUAUUUCAGACAUUUAUACCCUGUUUUAGAUGGUUUUAGAUUGUUUGCGAGUGGUUGUAGAUGUUUUUGAGGUGGUUGUAGAUGGUUGUAGGUGGUUGUUGAAUUUUUUGAGGUGGUUGUAGGUGGUUUUAGGUGGUUGUAGAUGGUUUUAGGUGGUUUUAGGUCGUUCCAUGUUUUAGUAACUACGAAUAGUCACCUCCUGAAGGUGAUCGUGCAUUAUAUGAAUGAAUAUUAGAUUGGUAAGCAAAUAAGUUGUUAAAUAUGUUAGUAGGUGUUUACCGUGUUAAGCUGUUAGAUAUAUCAUGCAUUGGAAUAGCAACAGAUUUAAGUAGAGUAGAUCUAAAAGAAGAAAGCCAUGGGAGACAAAAUAAGGUUAAAUAAGGUACUGCAUGAGAAUUGUAGUCAUCAAAGAACAUGAGGCGGAGGGCGCGUUUUUGAAGAGUAAGAAUUUUGUUUUUGUAAGUUUUAGCAGCUUGGCCCAAAGAGACUAUGCCAUACAGUAAGUAGUGCUGGAUAAGAGAUAUGUAUAUAUGGUGUAUGAAUAUUACAGUAUCCGUUUAUUACGUAUCCAGGGUUUGAGCUAGGAUUUGAUCACUGGGGGACAAUUUGUCCCCUUGGCUAAAAUUUUGGGGGACAUUUUCAUUUUUAGGGGGACAGAAAUUUGUACACCCUUCUGCUGAUGCAAAGGGAUUUGUCUUCUUAGCAGGGCUUCUGAUAGGUCUCGGAAGAAAAAGUCAAAUUUCGCGGGAUUUUUAGGGACAAAUUCGCGGAAAAAUCGGCCGAUUUCGCGGGAGUUUCGUGGCAAACUUCACCGAAAAGCAAUUGGUAAAAAACGGCCGAUUUUGUGGUUAUUUUCAAGGCAAAUUUCGCUAGAAAUCGAUCGGUUUUGCGCAAAUCAGACCAGCCUUUUUAACGUUUUUCUAACAGAGGUCAUUAUUUGCUCUUUCAACGCCAAUACGCUCCAGAAAUGAACCAAUGGCAAAGCCUUUAACAUCAUGGCUAGUGCCCAGUUUUUCGCAACAUAAUCUGUUUGCACGUUUCAGUGACGAAGUUCCAAGAUAAAUUUGCAAGUUUACGGCAAGUAAAUAGCCCCAUAGCUGAAAUAAGUUUCAAAUAUGUUGUACAGACAUGUAUUUGAUAAGAUUUCUACCGAAUUUCGCGGUAUUUUUCGUGUUUUUGUGAAUUUCGCGACUCCGCGACCGCGCGAAGAAUUAGAAGCCCUAUCUUAGAUUUCCGACAAAAAUAGCAGUAGAGCGUGACUGAAACGUAACUUUGGAAUGAACUUUAAAGGUGCGAUAAAAUAUACUUUCCACGAUCUGUUUCAGCUGGCAAUUUCUGUACUGAAAUAAAUCUCUUCGUGUGUGCUUCCUUUCGAGUUUUUUCCCUAAAUUUUGAAGGGGACAAAUUGUCCCCUUGGCCGUUUUUUAAAGGGACAAUUCCAAUUGCAGUGCGGGAUUGGCGCAAUGGCGCGGCCUGGCUCAAACCCUGCGUAUCCUGUUCAAAGGUGAACAGAAACUAAAGGAGCCGUCUGUAUUUGUCUGUUUGUUUCUUUUUGUUGUUGUUUUACCUUGCAAAAUAAAUCAAUCGCGGAGCAUUUGGUUCCGUCGUGUCAGUGUCAGGUCUGGAGUCUGAAACAGGCCGAGGAAGUCUGUUUGGAUCUCCAUGAUCACGGAAAUCACACCAGCUCCUCCCAUCAAUGUUCUAGUUCCAUUAUGUCGUUGUCUUACUCCGCGAAACUCGAGAUUGUUUUCUUCUUUUGUAAUUAUGUGGGAUGAAUAGUCAACUUUGUUAGUAUCCGACGCAAAUGAAAAUAAGGAUUUAAUUCAACAAAGUUUAGUCGCCGAGAAUAGCUACGAAUAUUCCAAAAUGAAAUCUUGUCCACUAUAAAAAUCCAGAAACGUCACAAAAUUCAAACCAACAAACACGUUAGCAAGGCAUUCGGAUCAGCAGAUAAACAGAUUGCAAAAGUUAUCUCCUUGUGAACUUGGCCUCAAUGAAACCGCGACCGCGAGUCUUAAAAUAUCAACUGAAGCAUUCGCUGCUUCAUGUCAAGCAGCAUCUGUCGAAAAGCAUGGAAGAAAAUUGACCGAAGAGUUACGAGAGUUUCCCCGGCUCCAGCGACCUUGAACUGCAACACAUGCCCGCUUAUAAACAAGCUAGUAAACGUAAACAACUUCUCACGCAAUAAUGCCGCAUGCCUGACUGAAUUACCAAGACAUGUGUGCAUGCUAGAGCGCUUUUCGAUUGAGUGUCGUAAAACCAAAACCAAAGUAAUCACAACGGCCAAUUAGAACAAACGAAAAUAUCAGAGGGAGCCAAUGAAAAAUCGAAGUAAACGCAUGUAACCGGCCUUAAGCGCGGGAAAACGCAAGUAACCAGGUUGCGAUUGGUUUUAGUUUUGUAUCUGAUUGGCUUAGAAGGUGGUGCGAGUUUUCUAGACCACUCACAGAGCACAGUAAAGCAAAACCAAUGCAAUUCCGGAUUACUUUCGACACUCAAUUGAAAAUUACUCUAAACGUUAAAAUAAUAAUAAUAAUAAUAAUAAUAAUAAUAAUAAUUAAUAAUAAUAAUAAAUGUUCUGUGGUUUGAUCCUCUGAACUGUGGGUCUAAGAAACGUAUGAAAUUUGUUGGUAGUCCGUCGCCAACGUGUGGCGUACCUCCGGCGUAAAUAAGCGUUAUAACGUCAGAAGUAAGGACUGAUUCGAAAGGGCCAACUGUUAAAGGACCAUCUGAAAAUCUUCAGUCUAUUUACAGACUGAUAAAUUGAUUUUGUUCAUUUAAUAAAAACCAUCAGGGACCGGUGGAACUAGCCAAGGAAAAAUGAAACGACCUUGCUCAUUAGGAACAACCAAAGCGUCCCGGCUUUACGUGUUGACAUGAGCCUAGUCUAUAUACAUGAAUUCGUAGGUUUUAGUUAUUUGUUUUAUCAGCCAGUGGAUGAAAAGAUCAAAACAAGGACUCCUCGGCGUUUUCCCGCUAAAGAAAACCUUAAUAUGGAGAGUGCAAUGUUGGAUUGGCCUAUCGCGUUGUAGUAUGACGUCAAAGCGAAGUAUCCUUUGAUUUCUAGGAAGCAUGAAGUUUUUUCAGCCGAGCGUUCGCUUAACCAACCAAAAGCCACGCGCGUUUGUAUCGGUUCGAUAAACCAGUCAAAUCAUUCUAUUUCCGUUCGUUUGUUUUCAAUCAUGUUGCCGACACAUCCGCGAACGUUUGAAAACAUAUUAUUUUAUACGGAUUGGCCCCUUUUAUUCUAAAAUUCUCCAUUGCUUCCUCUGAAAUUAAUGUUUAGCCAGUAAAGUUGUGUAGUCAAGCCUUUUAAAGUGAUGGUCAGCUUAGAACAACUGUAGUCUUCCUUACGGAUCUCAUUUGAUCCGUUUAACGCUUAGCUAAAACAAACUAUGCCUUCUUUCGUUUAACACCUGAUUUUUACUUUCCACUCAAGGUAUGAACCUCCUAAAUUCCAGCCGUCGCCUUUUUUAUGGUCUUGUUCUGGUGGCUAUAUUAUCGCUGCUCCUCUACGUGAUGAAGUUUCAAGGUAAGUAUCUUCAUUUGUCGGCGGAAAAACUUGCUAACAAACGACUAUGAAUUGAUUUAAUUGUAGCCUACGAUGUUUUUCGCCAAAAACGGCAAAUCUGCUAGCCUGAUCAUGAAUUUCAGUCGUGUUUUCAAGUCGCAAACCAGUUCUCCGUGGAGUUUGCUACUCGAGGUCUGCGACGAGGCUACAAAUCCGUAAAGGUCUUAAGAAAGCUGAAUUUUUUUUCCAAGUAAAGUUUUCCUUGGCGUCUUCAUGGUUACACUCUAAGUUGCUGGUAAAAGGCCAUGUCUGAAUCUUGUUUAUGUGCAGCCUUUACUCCUGAUAGUGCAGGAACUGCACAAAAAAGACCUCGUUUUGAUGCCAAUUAGAGGCUGUGGGGUACAUAAAGGGAGUAGGGAAGAAGCUAGGUCUUGUCUAGCAGUUUGAACUCUUCCCUUGAAACGGUUUAAAAAGAUUACUUCUUGUUAUUGUCCUGUCUUUCUAGAACACAACAUGCCAGCUUUGCCCCGUUUCUGCAAGCCAGUUUUGACAGAUCAGUGCGGUAGCGCAUGGCAGAUAAAGUACUGCAAUUUCCACAAAUCAGCGCUCAAGUCACUGAAAACAAGCAAUUUCCUCAGCUACUUUUGCUACGGCGCUGGUAGAGGGUGUGGAGGUUUAGGAAAUCGGAUACAGGGGCUGGUGUCCCUGUUCUACUUAGCUAUGCUAACAAAUAGAACAUUUCUGAUCCAUUGGGAUGGCCCGGGAAAGCUUGAAGAGUACCUAGAACCAAACCAGAUAGCCUGGACGUUCCCGCUUAGUAGUUUGGGUCAAUUUCGGAAAACUUACUGGGGUGUUUCAGGCCCUCAGUCUGGUUAUGAUACGAACAGAAUCGAAUCAGCAACUCAAUUCGCAAACUGGACAUCUUAUGUUGAUUUUGAUGCUUACUUGGGUCGUUUCGAUGCUAUUGGCACUAUCUUCUUUUUCGCUGAGUUUCUUUGGAAAAAUCCGUUUCUCAGAGAACGAGCUCGUCAACUCGGAAUUCCAUCUUCACCAUAUAAAAUGCUGGGAUGUGCUUUCCACUUUCUCUUCAAACAAACAAGGGUGAUGAAAACGUUUUUGGAAGAAGCAAGAAGAUCGCUUUCCAGGCAUCCACCUCUUCUUGGAAUUCAUAUCAGAACAAGUGAUCACCAUUUUGGGAGUAAAAAUGAAUUUUCUUACAGAUCUCACAACACAUCAAGCUUUUUUAUAUGUGCUUUACAACAGAGUGCUUUCAUUCUAGCAAACACUCAUCACUCAAAUUUCACAACUUUACAAUGGUUUCUCGCUGCAGACAACCAAGAAGUCAAAGACAUGGCGAGGAAGAAUUAUGCGAACGAAAUAAUAUCUCUGGGAUUCCGACCCAUGCAUACAGAAUUUUCCAGUUGGUCAACAGGUGCAAAAACAGUCGUGCGUGAUGUUUUAACUGACGUCUUUCUUCUCGCUGAGAGUAGUUACCUCCUCGUAACUUCAGAAAGUACUUUGAGUGAUUUAGCGGCGGCUGUGGGGUUACACACUAAAGAAAGCAUUGGAGAUGGAGAAAAAUGCCUGGUAAACAGAACUUCUUUGCUUAAAAUCAUUCAGGCUAUCAGUAAUUAGAAUGUUAUUACAAUUUCUACUUAGCCUUAUAUCAAAGGACCAAAAUACCAAAUAGGAUACCUUUGUUUACGACAAGAUUAGAUUAAAUAAGUUGAGGUUACUGAUGGAAGGUAGAUACGGUAAAAAAUAAGCUAAAUAAGAAGCUUGUCAACAGACGUGGUUUUCUUGCUUGUUUUCUUUUCUUUAGCUCAGUCGGUAGCGCUUGACUACAGACCGGGAGGUCGCAGGCUCGAUUCCCGGGGCCGGACCAAUACUUAGGGUCUUUAAAGUAGUAGUAGUAGUAGUAGUAUAUCUUUAUUGCGCCUUACUCUCCAAAGGGAGGCAUCGGUCUAGUUACAAUAAAGGUUUUUUCAACUACAACAAAUUUAAAAAGAAAGAAAAAUGAACGGAAACAACAAAAUUAUACAGCAUAUACCAGGGGCGGAUCUAGGGGGAGGGUGCAGGGGGUGCGCACCCCCCCACCCCCCCCUGAGAUGACCUGCGGUUUUCUAAUACAACUGGUAUUCUGCAAAAAAAAAAUACUAUCUGGUUUAUUUGUGUUGAAGUAGAGCAAGAGACGAGUGCA
This is a messenger RNA of Porites lobata, 10722 nucleotides long. The record is from the annotation of a GenBank genome assembly. Lineage: Eukaryota; Metazoa; Cnidaria; Anthozoa; Scleractinia; Poritidae.